UUACCAUGUCUAAUACUAGUAAAGAUUAUGGAAAAUUAAAGGAUGUAAGCAGUCAUUUCACAGAAGAAACAUUAAAGAACAUAUUAUGUACUGUACAUAAUGGGACAGAAGUAAAUGUGUUGAGUUGGAAUUUUGGUCAAGCCAGUGCUAAAGGUGAUAAUUAUUUAUCAACUGUUAAUAAAAUUAAAGUUAAUGGGAUUGUUGAUGGUAAAGAAAUACAAGUUAGUUUGGUGGUAAAAUCCUUACCACAAAAUAUUGGUAGAAGAAACACGUAUAGAAGUGUAGAUUUUUUUCACAAUGAGAUUAUAUUUUAUACUCAGGUGCUCCCUAAAUUGGAAGAAUUUGUAAGAGAUAAAGAACAAAGUCAAAUAUUAUGUGUACCACGUCACUUUGUUUCUGUUAUGGAUGGUAAAAAUGAUUACAUAACAUUGGAAGAUGUAACUACUUUAGGAUAUAAAUCUAUAGACAGACAGAAUUGCCUAGAUCAAAAUCAAUGUAUGAUGAUUUUAAAAACUAUAGCAAAAUUCCAUGCAACUUCUUUUGCAUGUAAAGAUCAAAGAAAAGAAGAAUUUAUGAAAGCUAUAGAAAAUUUGGAUGAAACAUACUUCAGUAUGAAUCAUUGGGAUUGGUAUAAAAGAUUUUAUGAAAGAUUAGUAGGUAUUGCUAAGAAUGCUUUAGCUAUGGAAUAUCCUGGCAGUGAAGCAGAAAAAAAGUUUAAUUCUUACAAAUUUGAUGAAUUGUUUGAAAAAGUUGCUGAAUUUUGUAAUCGUAAAUAUCAUGCAACGUCUGUGAUAAUCCAAGGUGAUUGCUGGGUUCCAAAUUUUAUGGCCAGAAAGACAAACGAAAACGAAGCUUUAAUGCUUGAUUUUCAGUUGACAAGAUGUGCAAGUCCAGUUUUAGAUAUAUCAACUUUUAUUUAUGCUUGCACCGAUAAAAUUGUUUGGAAAACACAGUUUGAUGAAUUAUUAAAAUUUUAUCACAACGAACUUUGUAAAACUAUAAGAUUGCUUGGAUCAAAACCUGAAAAUAUAUAUCCAUGGAGUACAUUUAUGGAAGAGGUAAAAGAACAAUUUCUAUUUGGUCUAGUAUUUGCAAUGGAGAUUAUUCCAAUGAGUCUGUUAGACGAAUCUAAUAUAUUCGACUUAGAUGCUAUAAAAGAUGAUACUGCAGUAGACAUUGCUGAUAUAUGGACACUGUCAAAUAUUAAGUCAAAAAGUGGAAGACUUAGACUGGCUGAUGUUAUUGUUCAUGCAGUUCAAAAAGGAUUUUUGUAACUUUUAUAAAUUUAUAUUUAAUAAAAGAUUCAGAUAAAUAUA
Osmia bicornis bicornis is the source of this 1316-nucleotide messenger RNA. RefSeq lists its product as uncharacterized. Lineage: Eukaryota; Metazoa; Arthropoda; Insecta; Hymenoptera; Megachilidae. The record is from RefSeq and is a predicted model, not a curated record. The coding region runs from base 6 to 1274 and encodes 422 amino acids. The transcript is spliced from 4 exons.